AUGGCAGCCACGCAGCCCGUGGAUGAAUUCGGCCUUGAAUGCAAGGCCGAAUUCAUCGGCCAAUGUUGCCAUCAAGACGUUGAUGGCGCGCUGCGGUGGUUUCUUACUGACCCCACCAUCUCCAAGCUUACCUUCCCUCCCUGCUCCACCAGCCGUGAUUCCAACGAGCACCUCCUUUUCCUUUCCAUUCCGUGCUUUCAAUCUCUCGUUUCCCUCUCGUUCAGAUUAGCCACCAAUCUCGCCGCCAUGGAGGCCAUGCCGGCCGACGAAGCUGCUCCGGAGGCUGGCCCUAACGAGCCACCUAUACCGGCGAAACCAGUAGGCCCGUCCCAGCCGGAGAUAGCCGCCGAUGCUCCGCGUUCUGGGCUCGAUUUUCUGCGAGCUACGGCUGCUCCUGUAACACCAGAGCCGCCUAGGUCCACAGUUCAUGACUCCGCCGCUGUAGUGACACCUACCCCUACUGAUUAUCCCACGCCUGUCGCGUUCAGUCUCCCCCCGGCUGUUGCUGGCUGCAGCAAAGACCCUCCACCGUCCGCGACCAGUCCCACUCCAAGCACGGUGCGGGUCUCCCUUGGCCCGCUGUCGGCAUCUUCCACUCCCAAGCGGGCCCGAUGCGGAAAGUGGUCGCAGAGUACUCUGGUGCUGGAAGUGUCAGAGAUUGCGAAGACGAUCGAGUCAACCACGGGGGACCUGACGGAGCGCUACUUGACGCCUGAGAAGGCUUACGGGGGAGAAGGGAAGAGCUGGCUGGUGAACUUCCUCAAAGUCCACAAGGAGGGUGGAGGCAAGCAGGUCCGGGUGCGAGGCGUGGACGGUGCUGGACAGCCUAUCAACCACCUCUACACCAUGCAUGAGAGGAAGCUGAAGGGACACAAGCAGGGGAGCACUUACGCAGACUGCGUGAAGCUGUGCCGCAAAUUCGCCAAGGACUGCGUGGACAACCUGAACGAUCGGCUGGAUGAUCUUGGGAAGCUGGGGCCGACUAAGCUGUUCCGGGCGGCAAAGUGGCCAAAGAUCAAGGCUCAGCGGGAGAAGAAGUGUAAGGAGUGGCUGAACGGAUGCAGCAGGCUGUUCCGCAACAAGCUGCCGGGAUUCGACCUCAAAGCAGCAGAGAGGGAGCUCCCGACCUUCUGCGCCAUCAUGGAGAGCCACCAUGAGAUGGAGAGCUUCACCCAAGGCCUGUCCAACUUUCUCGGGAGUCCAGACUCAAAGAGGAGGCGCCCUGCGAAGAGCUUGAAGCUGGCUGUGGCAGAGAGGGAGAGGAAGGGGAAGCAGAAGGAGGGUGAAGAUGUGGCUGCCGGACAUGCUGGAGAGAACGAGGAUGAGGUGGAAGAGGAGGAGGACGAUGAGGUGGAGCAGGCCUUUGGCGACGAUCAGGAGGUCGUGGGGGAGGAAGAAGUGGAAGACAAUCCAUUCCUGUCGGACGAUGAGGACGUGGAGGAGGUGUACUUCAUUGACAAGCCUGUGCAGUAG
Molecule: messenger RNA, 1473 nt
Organism: Closterium sp. Yama58-4
Lineage: Eukaryota; Viridiplantae; Streptophyta; Zygnematophyceae; Desmidiales; Closteriaceae
Source: the annotation of a GenBank genome assembly